Molecule: messenger RNA, 695 nt
Organism: Paramecium primaurelia
Lineage: Eukaryota; Ciliophora; Oligohymenophorea; Peniculida; Parameciidae
Source: the annotation of a GenBank genome assembly
AUGGAAAAAUAACAUUCUGUAAUUUUUACAAUAGGUGUCCUAUUAUCUUUUUUGUAUAAAUUAAUCAUCUAUUUAUUAGGUUUAGUUCCAAAUUUGAUAUCAAUGAAGGUACUCUUAAUAUUAAAUUAACUAUAUAAACAAUCUAAUGGAUUAUGAUUUCUCUGAUUUUGGUUGUUAUUUAACAUCUAUAUUCAAGAAGAAAGAUUCCUUCGCAGCCUCAAUAAGAAAUAAUUCUAAAACAAAUAAAAUUUAUAGAUUCGCCCAUGCGGCCAAGAAAGUAAGCUGCUUUAAUUGACAAAUUAAUUAUAUUAAGCAAGUAAGAUUAUUGUGUUGACAUGGGCGAAUAAUUGAAAUCAAAGAUUACUUAAAUUUAAACAGAUUUUAAUGAAAUUUCUAUAACAUCUAGUUUAAGGAAGAGAUCAAAUUUCAUAGCAAAUGAAGGUUUAUAAAGAAAGGUUUUAUUUGAUGAAAGUUAGAAUAAAAUCCAUACUUAUUAUAAAAAUAAUAAGUAGGAAAAUAGAAAUUUUGAAUCCAGUUUUUAGGCAAUCAAAUAAGAUAAAAAGAAGAAAAAUGAAUUAGUUAAAUAGAAAAGAAAGGAAGAAAAUUUUAAGAAGUUGAAUAUUAAUGAUAUCAAUAAGAUAAGAAGAAAAAGAAAAUCUUCUUUAGAUGAGAAUUUAUCCCAAUUCUCAUAUUGA